AUGAGCAGAGUGCCUUCUUGGGAUUUGCUUGAGAUCUUAGACUAUUUUGAUAUAACACUACCUAAUCAGUAUAGUUUUCUUGGAUAUUAUCAAUAUCGUAUUAAACAAAUUGACUUUACGUUUUCAUUUCAAAAGGAAGCAAAGGCAGUAUAG
Messenger RNA from Entrophospora sp. SA101, 153 nucleotides. The record is from the annotation of a GenBank genome assembly. Lineage: Eukaryota; Fungi; Glomeromycota; Glomeromycetes; Entrophosporales; Entrophosporaceae.